Equus caballus (horse) is the source of this 1483-nucleotide messenger RNA. RefSeq names its product 2-iminobutanoate/2-iminopropanoate deaminase. NCBI's taxonomy places the organism in Eukaryota, Metazoa, Chordata, Mammalia, Perissodactyla, Equidae. Gene Ontology annotation, molecular function: deaminase activity. The record is from RefSeq and is a predicted model, not a curated record. Gene Ontology annotation, cellular component: cytosol; mitochondrion.
AGAUAAGAAAUAUUGUUUGAGAGUCGGGGUAGUGUACGGAGUUGUUCUCUCAUAAGGAUCUCGAGAAAAGGAUUAGCCAUGUCGUCCUUGAUUAGAAAGGUGAUCAGCACCGCGAAAGCCCCAGGGGCCAUUGGUCCCUACAGUCAAGCCGUGUUAGUGGACAAGACUGUUUACAUUUCAGGACAGAUAGGCAUGGACCCUUCAAGUGGACAGCUUGUGCCAGGAGGGGUGGCAGAAGAAGCUAAACAAGCUCUUACAAACAUGGGUGAAAUUCUGAAAGCUGCAGGCUGUGACUUCACCAAUGUGGUAAAAACAACUGUUCUGCUGGCUGACAUAAAUGACUUCAAUACUGUCAAUGAAAUCUACAAACAGUAUUUCAAGAGUGGUUUUCCUGCCAGAGCUGCUUACCAGGUUGUUGCUUUGCCCAAAGGAGGCCGUGUUGAGAUUGAAGCAGUAGCUGUCCAAGGACCUCUCUCAACAGCAUCACUCUGAGUGGGCCCAGCAUUAUUUAGUCUAGAACGUUAAUAACGUUUUUUAAUUAACACCUUAAUUUUUACAAGUGAUGUUGUAAAGUGUGAGAUUGACGAAAACAUCUGAAAGUAUUAUGGAAAUGUCAUAUAAUAAUGGGAAUUGAACAUGAAUUGAAGAUUGUUGAUGGAUCCAGCUACUGAUGUUAUAAAUAACAUUUAUGCACACUCGUAUUACUGGAUGUGGGAAAAAGACAUGCAUUACCUAGUAACUCACAUAAAUAAAAGUGAAGGGAAAUAACAUGUAGGAAAGAUGAGUUACUACUCCUGAGAAAUAAUAAAGAGCUCACUUAAUUCAGUUAAAUCUUAUUACUUUAAUGAUGUGAAAUAUUUAGGUCUCAUGUCAGAUAAAUGAUUCUGCUUUUACUUGAGUAAAAUUGAAGUAUUCAAGUUUGAAUGGUAGAGGUAAAGGAGAGGAAAGUGGACCAAAAUUCUAUAUGGAUGAUAUGUUUCUAAUGGAAGUAAAAUAGAUGUGCAGAUUUUCCUUGAUGUGAUUCUGUUCACUUAAUUUUUAACAGUUUCAUUUAUAUAUUACCUAAUUAAAGGGGGGACUGGAUCAUGAAGUUAAAACUCCAACUAUUUUUUUCUAAAAACUUACUUCUGACUUCGUACUUUUUACUCUGUUGGAAUUAGGCUAUGGAUAACCUUUUUGUAUUCAUUCUUUAAAGUCUUUUAACAUUUUUAGACAACAACUACAUGAAUAACUCCUUGUUGUAGAAGAAAUUCCAACACAGUGUUAUAUAGAUUAAAAAGUAAAAGGGUUGGGUAGAGGGGAAGGGGGUUAGGAGAGGGCGAAAGGGGUAAAGGGGCGCAUAUAUAUGGUGAUGAAUAAAAACUAGACCGUUGGGAGUGAGCAAGAUGCAGUCUAUACAGAAACGGAUAUAUAAUAAUAGACACCUGGAAUUACGCAAUGUUAUAAACCAAUAUGAGUUCAAUAAAAUAAUUUUUUAAAAGUA